Molecule: messenger RNA, 1824 nt
Organism: Ostertagia ostertagi
Lineage: Eukaryota; Metazoa; Nematoda; Chromadorea; Rhabditida; Trichostrongylidae
Source: the annotation of a GenBank genome assembly
AUGACUAUUCAGGAACGUGUUCGUGAGCAGCUCAGUGAAAUGUCUCGUGCUCAUGAGAAUCAAAAUGGAGAAAGCAACAGUGACAGUGGUGCACCUCAAAAACGUCGACGAGGACGCCCUAAAAAGAAUAAAGAUGAGCAAAAAUCAACUCCGAGUAAUUCAACCACAUCUGGUGCUCGAAAAAGAAAAAGCAGAGCAAGGCACUCCAGCUCGGAGAGCACAGGAGAUUACAGUCCUGAUGAUGAUUUGGAGGACGAAGAGGAAGAAGAGGAGGAACAACAAGACGAUCCGGAUGAUCCGGAAUUCGAACCUCAUCGCAGGGUCAGCCGUAGACAGCGAAAGCCUGUGAAGACGUAUAAUCAAAAAGUGCUUUUCAAAGAGGAAAUGUCAAAGACAAGAGAAUCUUUCACAUCUGGGAGAGGACGUGGCCGUGGUCGACCUCGAGGAGCUGGCGGCAAGAGACGAUCUGAUCAUUCCUUGAUAGCCGAUUGGUCAGAGGGAGUUCCACUCGAUCGUAAGAGAAUGGUGGCUGGCUCCGACGUGAACGAAUAUGAACGUUUAGUUAAGGAGGAAAUAUCACUGUACGAGCAACACUUACCUAAACUCCCGCCAGUGGUUCCGGAUCCUAUGCAAAGGCUAUAUGUGGUCCGUGUAGAUGGCGUUGAAGCGCUGCAGCAUGCUGGUGCAGGCUUUCGAUUAAUGACCAGUUGUGUCACCGAUGAUAUGAUGGUUUCUUUAUUCCACGUGACCACGGAGGUACAUGAAAUAUGGGUGCCUGAAGAUUGGAAUAUGUUGCCGUUGAAAACUCGUCUGGCUUGGGAGGAUGCAGCUCGUAAACUUGCUUUGGCUGCAAAAACUGCCAAGGAGACCGAGGAAACAAGCGAAAAAGAGAAUGGAGAAAAACAUGAAGUACGGACCAUACACGAGAGGCAAUGCCUCUACGAGACCUCCCAUUUGGUAUGGAGAAACAUGCGGGAGAGGCUUCAUCCUCGCUACAUUCAGUUCACGAUUCUGCUAGGAAGAACCGCGAAAUUGAAAGUUCCUGCUGCUCUGCUCUAUCAAGCAAAUAUGGAAGACCAUUUUACGGACGUUCAGUCGCAUAUGAUUGCUGGUCAUUAUACUGCUAUAUUCUAUGGCUGUCAUUUUUGCGGUGCUCUAUUUCCUUCGGUGGAAGCCCUUUUGGCACAUACCGAUUGCACCCGAUGGACAGGGAUGCUGUUGAGUCAAAUGGUCAAGGAUGGAGGAAAGCAAAUACGCAAGGUUCAUAUGAAGGUCGCCUACAUGUUUCUUGUUUGUUCCGAUUGUGGUCUCUGGCUCCCCAUUAGGGUGAACUAUGCCGCAGAACGACUGCCUAAAGCAUGGAGCUUUUUUGCCACGGUUAUGGAAAAUCACACUUGUAAAAAAUUGGUGCCUUUGUUGAUAUACAUGGCGGAGCUAAUGGACGUGCCCUCGAGAGACGCUCGCGUUGUGAUUCAAUUUGUUCCCUCAUUUCUGAAAAACUUCCCUUAUACUUGCGAAGAAUGCAAGAUUGAUGCGUUUUCUUCACCAGAUGAAAUGGAUGUGCACUUCCAAGAGGUGCAUCACAUCAAGUACAAAUGCACUAAGUGUGGAGAGUGCAGUGGCACGGAAUUGUACCACAAGGCGCAUUUGUCAACUCAUCUAUCUGAUUCGCUCCUGCUUGCUGACUACCUCCGCACAACGUGCACGUUCCAUCCUCCACCUCAUUGUAGAGAUGCUCCGGAGGUUGUGGGAUCCGAUCAGCGAACUCCAGCCAGCGGUGGAUCGACGACGACCCAUACUCCCUUGUUGUUGGAGCACGAUCUU